Messenger RNA from Lagopus leucura (white-tailed ptarmigan), 2767 nucleotides. It is a transcript of the gene SPRTN, whose product is annotated as SprT-like N-terminal domain. Gene Ontology annotation, cellular component: nucleus. Gene Ontology annotation, molecular function: polyubiquitin modification-dependent protein binding; single-stranded DNA binding; metalloendopeptidase activity. Bases 34 to 1689 code for a protein of 551 amino acids. Lineage: Eukaryota; Metazoa; Chordata; Aves; Galliformes; Phasianidae. The record is from RefSeq and is a predicted model, not a curated record. Gene Ontology annotation, biological process: DNA repair. The transcript is spliced from 5 exons.
AGUUCGUACGUAAGCGCCCGGUGAGGCGUGCGCAUGUGCAUGCGCAAUUGGACUGAGCUGGUCGUUGGAAUGUGUCGCGCAAAGCGCAUAGUAACAGUGGUUCGAAUGUUGACAGUGGUUAGCAUGGAGCGGGAGCAGCAGGAGGAGGACGAUUAUAACUUCGCGCUGGCGCUGCAGGUCCAGGAGAUGUGGGAGGAGGACGGCGAGGCGUCAGCGGCGGCGUGUAUAGAGGCCCCGCCGGACCCCGCUUCCCUCAGCCCGCUGUCGGUGGUGGAUGAAGCCUGGGAGCUGCUGGACCCCAACCCCGACGUGCGCGCCCUCUUCGUGCAGUUCAACGAGGCGUUCUUCUGGGGACAGCUGGCGGCCGUGGAGGUGUCCUGGAGCCCGCGCAUGACUCUCUGCGCCGGGGUGUGUAAAUAUGAAGGAAACGGUGGGAUGUGUUCUAUUCGUCUGAGUGAGCCGCUUCUGAAGUUAAGGCCGAGGAAGGAUCUGGUUGAGACACUGUUGCAUGAAAUGAUCCAUGCCCUGCUUUUUGUUACUAACAAUGACAGAGAUCGUGACUCUCAUGGGCCAGAGUUCCGCAAACACAUGCGUCGCAUUAAUCGUUUGACUGGAGCCAACAUCACAAUCUAUCAUAAUUUUCAUGAUGAGGUGGAUUCGUACCGCCAGCACUGGUGGCGAUGCAAUGGCCCCUGUCAGUAUAUAGAACCUUACUUUGGGUAUGUGAAACGUUCAAUAAAUAGAGCACCCUCUGCACGAGACUUGUGGUGGGCUGAGCAUCAAGAGAGUUGUGGAGGUACAUUCACAAAAGUGAAAGAACCUGAGAACUUCUCUAAAAAGCGCAAGCAGAGAACCGACACAGAAAAACUUCAGAAUUCCAAGUCAAGUAAGAAAGUCUGUGUGUGUGUGGAUGAUAAGGAAGAUAAGAUAGAUCCAAAGCCUUUUAGUGGGAAUGGGUAUCGACUUGGAGGAGCAGACAGUGGACUCUCAGAAAAAAGCUUAACAUUCAGCAGCAAUGUUACAGAUAGUGAAAGAUCUGAUUCACAGCAUCGUUCAGCAACAAGCACAAUACCAAUUCCUAAAAAUGAGAUAAAAUUUGAAGAAUCACCCUGUCAUAAUACCUACUUUCCUCUCUUUACUGGUGAUGCAAGUGAGGAAAUGAACUUAGCUUCAAAGGAGGAGUUCCCUGAGCUCUCUGUUGCUAAUACCAAAGCAUACAAGAAUGUUAAUGGAUCACCUGUUAAAGUUGCUGAUGUUGUGGAAGAAAACUCAAAACAAGGUUCUGCAAAAGGCAAGAGGGCUUUGUCACCGUGCUAUCACAGGUCACCAAAACAAGUUUGUCUUCAGCAGACUGCAGCAGAUGAGACUCCAUCCGACGAGAAGAAAAGUUUGGAAAGUACAGUGCAGCAGUGGCCAAGAAAGGAGGACCAAAUUACCUUUGAAAGCUAUUUCAUAAAAAAGACGACUGAUGUGGCUUUAAGCAGAAAUACACCUCUGAAAACUGAAGCUGAAUCUGCAGUGUGCUCUCCAAGAUCCAGCACUGCUGAAAGGCAGGAAAAAAAUGUCACUUGUCCUGUAUGCCAGACUCAGGUUUUGGAGUCUAAGAUAAAUGAGCACCUCGAUUCUUGUCUUACUCGCUCAGAGGAAUCCUUCAUCUGGAGCACUGUCAUGAAGAGAAAAGAAAAAUAAAACUGCAGACUUUUAAGGCAGCUCUUAAAAUGGAGACGUUCUAAAUCCUGCUAAUUUAUCUUUGUUCCUUGGACUGUAAUGUAUUGGUAUUAAUGUAUUUUUGGCUGUUUUAAAGUUAACUACCCAUAAGAGAAAAGAAUUACUCUCCUUGUUGCACUGAAGUUAAACAGCAGGUAUCUUUAGAAUAGCAAGUAUUUUGUUUAAGCCAUCAUUACACACUCAGGUAGUAGUUAUUUCCUGUAGAUAAGAUAAUCUCAAGGGCUUUCAUUGAAGGUGGGAGAAGCAUAGGCACCACAAACGUAGCUACGUAGCUAACAAUCCAUUUUAAGCUUGGGAUUGUGGAACAGGAAAAGGGAAACUCUAGAAGUUCAGUAAAGAUGCUAAGAAAUCAAAGCAUGUUUGGAAGAUGAGAGGGCUCUAAGCUCAAUUUAAAAAGAAUUAAAGUGAGCUUUGCUUUCAAAAGGAUUUGAAAGUUAGCCAUGCUGUUAAAAGGGUGAGCAAAUGCAGGCUAACGAUUCUCAAUAUUCUGUGUGCCUUUUGGCCAGGGGUCCCAGCUAGGCCUUCUAGCUACUUUUCUUUGAUGUUUUGCACAAACUCAGUGAGAGUUCACUAUUUUUGAUGAUGCAGUUAUUAAGUAUGUGAGUAACUGCCCUGCAUUAUAUUGAUAAGUAAAAGUUAUGAGCAGUGGUAGCAGUGCUGCUAAAAACUGUUUUUGGCCAUGUUUUAAAAGCUUCCUCCUACUCCACUGAAAGUAUUUAACUGAUUAAACAAUUUUUAGCUUGAUUACUUAGGUAUAAAACUGGUUAUAAAUAUUUUUGCUAAAAGAAGAAAUAUAUUUUCUCAUAUGGCAUUACUACAACAACUUUAAAUGGCUAUCUUAGUUGUAGAUGCACAUAUUUUUGCCUUUAUUUAUAGUUCUUUUCUAAGACUAGGAAAUAAGCUGAUAGGGAAUAGAGAUUAGUAAAUGACAUGUUUGCUCCUUUAAAAUACUGUUGUAUUUUAAAAUGUUGACACUGAGGACGUUUAAAGUGGAUCUGAUUGUUCUUAUAUGUUCUAAAUAAACUGGUUCUGAAUUCUA